CAAGAAGCAUAAUCGUGCUGUCAAAUGAGUGCAAACAGUUCUUCGACUUUUUUAGAAUUUUGGUUUUUGAUUGCUCGUCACACAGAUACACAACAAAAAAAGGAGGAGGAAGAAAACCGUAUAACUAAGAAAGAAAGAAACAACGAUUCGUGAUCGUAAUUACCGUUAUCAUCGAUCAUUACUUCGUCCGGUGAAAGAUCGCUCAACCGUCAAAACAACGAGUGACACGGUUUGCCUUAUAUAACAACGGAAAAAACAGGCAAGUGUCAGAACAACAUUCGCGAACAACGAAUGCCAGUUGGACCUCCAGUCCAACCAUUCGCACCGAUCCAAGAGACAUGGCUGAAGAAAAUCCCAAAAAAUUUUACACUCAAGUUUACGAUCGGGAGACCGUAGAAUAUUUGAAGACCGAAUUCGACCAGCUCAGAGACAACUGUUACCUCGAUCAUGCCGGCGCUACUCUCUACUCCAAAUCCCAAAUCAAAAAUUUCGCCGACGAUCUAUCCUCCACCCUUUAUGGAAAUCCACACUCACUUGGAUCCGCCAGCAAACUGACCCUGGAUAUUAUUGACCAGAUCAGAUUCAGAAUCCUGGAUCAUUUUCACACGAGCAGUGACGAGUACAGCGUGAUAUUCACAUCGAGCGCAACAGCGUCGCUGAAGCUUGUGUCCGAGAGUUUCGCGUUUUCUAAACACGAUGAGAUCCAAGGUGGGUGCGGAAGAUUCGUGUACCUGCAGGAUAAUCAUACUUCCGUUUUGGGAAUGAGGGAAGUGUUGGGGGAGAGAGGAGCCGAGGUUUUCUGCCUGGGGCACGAGGAGGCCUUUAAAAUAUUUCAUGGCGAAAGGAGUCGAAGGAUAGAGCCGGAAGUAGAACCCCGGAAGUUAAAUUCCCUCUUCGUUUUCCCCGCUCAAUGUAAUUUCUCCGGGUUGAAAUACCCGCUGGAAUGGGUGAAGAUUACCGCCGAGGAAAACGCGCUCGAUUAUCUCGUCGAUGAUCGACGAUCCAAGUGGUUCACCAUGCUCGACGCUGCUUCCUACGUUGCCACGAACGAUCUCGACCUCGCCAAAUACAAACCAGACUUCGUUUGCUUGUCGUUUUACAAAAUUUUUGGAUACCCGACAGGACUUGGAGCUCUUUUAGUCAGGAACUCGUCGGCCAAUCUUCUCAGGAAGGUUUACUACGGCGGUGGAACCGUAGAGAUCAGCCUCAGCUCCGACAGGUUUCACUCCAAAAGACGCGUUCUUCAUGAAAGGUUUGAGGACGGGACGCUGCCGUUCCUCUCGAUAGCGUCACUGCGACACGGUUUCGAUGUCCUCGACAAAAUUCCUAUGCAGAAAAUAUCCCAGCACGUAUUCGGCCUCGCCAAGUGCCUGCACAAUUCUUUACUAUUGAUGCACCACUCGAACGGAUCACCGAUAGCGAAAUUAUACUCAGACACAGCUUACGAAGACGCGAGGAUCCAAGGUGGCGUCGUGACCUUCAAUCUGCUUCGACCGAACGGUGAGACCGUCGGUUUCGUCGAGUUCCUGAACAUGGCCAACCUUCACAAGAUCCACGUGAGAACAGGAUGCUUCUGUAACCCGGGAGCCUGCCAGAGGCAUCUGAAGCUCUCGAACGAGGAGCUCAAGGAACACUUCAGCGCCGGACACGUCUGCGGGGACGAGAGAGACCUGGUGAACGGUAAACCGACGGGCGGAGUCAGGGUCUCCUUCGGCUACAUGUCGUCCAUGUCGGAGGUGACCUCGUUAAUCGAUCUGGUGAAGAAGUGCUUCCUGCACGGACCGGAAGUCGAGAAAGUUCCCGACUGGUGGAGGGCGCACAGGAUGAAAGUCAGGAUCAGGCAUAGCGAUGGUUCUUCGACUAGUGAUCUUGCGACGAUUCGUCCAAGCUCUGAUCAGCACGAUUUCGAUGAAGGAUAUUUUGAGAACGUGAUCAGAAACGGCGACGGGAUUUCCACGGAUGAUCGGAUUGUUCUGGAGGGAGAUGGGGAAGAGGAAGAGGAUGGCGGGGAUGAAAAGAGGCCGAAGUGCAGGCUGAGGAGACUUUAUAUAUACCCAAUCAAGUCUUGUGCAGCCUAUGAAAUCCGGGAAUCGUGGGUCAUUGGGGACAGGGGAUUGAAUUACGACAGAGAAUGGAUGAUCACGACGGCUUCGGGCGUCUGUUUGACACAGAAACAGGAGGUCAAACUCUGCUUGAUAAGACCGAUCAUAAGGCGAGCCGAUGAUGUUCUGGAACUCAACUAUCCUGGCAUGCCUUCGAUAAAAGUCCCUUUGAAGAUUGCAUCGAACGAACAAAGGCCUGCAGGGGCUGUUUGUCGAAGUAAAAUAUGCGGUCAUAGAGUGGAAGGAAUAGACUGUGGACCUGACGUUUCCGAAUGGCUAAGUUUAACUUUGGGUCGUCCCGGGCUUAGACUAGUCAAACAAGACUGUGAGGCGAAAGUGAAAAAUGGACCGGAAAUAUCUUUCUCGAGUCAAGCUCAGUACCUGUUAAUAAACCAAGAGAGCAUACGAUGGCUGGCGGAGAAAAUUUCCCCAGAUUCCGAGUGCGAUAAGGACACGAUUUUGGACAGAUUCCGAGGCAACAUAGUCGUCGAUGGCUGCGAACCUUUCGAAGAGAUGAAAUGGACGAGCAUAAGAAUCGGAAAGACGAUAUUCCAGGUCGACGGCCAGUGCACGAGGUGCCAGAUGAUCUGUAUCGAUCAAAACACAGGGAAAAAAACUGUGGAACCGUUGAGAACAUUGGCGGAAGAAUUUCAUGGAAAAAUGAGAUUUGGUAUUUACUUGAGUAGAGCGUGUGGUGAAAACGAAGUGAUAAGAAUCGGUGACCCGGUUACUUAUCAAUGCAACACCCACGAUUGACGUUAGAUUAAAUUAAAAUAGGACAGAAACUUUAUACAGUAAUAAUAUUCUAAGAUGUUUAUAUAUAUAAAUAACAAUAAGGACUU
Diprion similis is the source of this 2944-nucleotide messenger RNA. RefSeq names its product molybdenum cofactor sulfurase 2 (gene mal). The record is from RefSeq and is a predicted model, not a curated record. Lineage: Eukaryota; Metazoa; Arthropoda; Insecta; Hymenoptera; Diprionidae. The coding region runs from base 339 to 2858 and encodes 839 amino acids. The transcript has 7 exons. Gene Ontology annotation, molecular function: molybdenum ion binding; pyridoxal phosphate binding; molybdenum cofactor sulfurtransferase activity. Gene Ontology annotation, biological process: Mo-molybdopterin cofactor biosynthetic process.